AUGGCCGACCCGGAGAUCGACGAGUUCGCGCAGACCCGUGGCGCCGACGACCUGUUCGACGAUGAGAUCAUCCCCGUCUCCGCCGAGGAACAAGUACCGUCGGUAGACCCGACACCCGCUCCCGUCACCGAAGAGAACAUCGCGGCGCUGGAACGGGACGCGCCUCCGCCAGCCCCACGCGCGGAUACCCCGCGAUCGCGUGGGGGCGAACGGCGCGGUCGGGGUCGAGGCAGAGGACGCGCCAGACAGGCGUCGCGGAAGCGCGGCGGCGAUGCCGGCUCGCAGGCGAAGUCGACGGAGAACGGUAGCAUGCCCGAGCAGGAGAAGAACGGUGACCAGGAGUCGAAACAUGAUGCCCCGGCGGAGUCCACCGCCGAGGAUGCGAACAAGGAAGAUGGCGCCUCUGUCGAUACGAAGGACGCGGAUGGACCACGCGUGCCUGCCGUCAGAGGGGACCGGAGUGCAACCGGUGGAGUUAGAAAGCCCAAACUCACAGAAGAAGAACUGUCCAAGAAGAUCGCCGCCGCCAAAGAACACGCCGCCAAAGUCGCCGCCGCGCACGCCCGUGCAGAAGCCGACCAAGCCUCCUUCCUGGAACGGGAGAAAGUCGCCGACGCGAAGCGUCGCCAGGAGCGCGCCCACCGGCGCGUGAUGGACACGGAAAGAGAGCGCAACCGCCAGCGGAAACUCAACGCGGUCACCGGCCGGGAAUGGGACUCGCAGAAGCAGGAAGAAGACUACAAUGGCUCCCGCGGGAGGGGUAACUUCCGCGGCAUGCACGGCGGCGUUACGGGACAGGUGCGACGAGGCCUGGAAGACUCGCGCUGGGCGACGGCGCCCGAGGAGACGCCGUCCGACGAGCCGUCUGAGAGUCACAGCCAACACAAUCGCCACCAAAGUCCCCGUGGCCGUGGCCGCGGUGGCCGACGAGGAGGUCGCGGACGUGGUGGCCACCGCGGACAUGACGGAGCCACACCCCCUCAGAACCAACAACAGAAACCCGCCGCCCCGGCCCUGGACAACCAGGCUGACUUCCCGGCCCUCCCCGCGGAGCCGAAGAAGCCCAGCACCAGCCCCGGACCAGCCCCGGAGAAAGAGACGACUUCAACCACGAAACUAGACCCCCUGUCCCCACUGUCUCCGGUGGGAGGUUCCUGGGCGGACCAGGUUGAAGAACAUUUUUAA
Messenger RNA from Aspergillus campestris IBT 28561, 1185 nucleotides. RefSeq lists its product as uncharacterized. Lineage: Eukaryota; Fungi; Ascomycota; Eurotiomycetes; Eurotiales; Aspergillaceae. The record is from RefSeq and is a predicted model, not a curated record. The transcript has 2 exons. The coding region runs from base 1 to 1185 and encodes 394 amino acids.